AUGGUGGCCCCCGCGACCACUCCCGCAAAUGCGCAAGCGAACAACCCCCGGCAGCGGACGAAUGCCUCCUACCCUUCCUACGGUCACAAUGUGCCACUGAGUGCUCGACGGUCUGCACCCUUGGAUCUUUCCACCGUUGAGCGACGUGGCCAACCAAGUGCUGCUCGAGAACCAACAAAUCGUGUCCGUGCUCAUGGCCUAUUGGAGGCCCCUACCUUCCGUCCCACCGAGGAAGAAUUCAAAGACCCGAACGAAUACAUUCGAAAAAUUGCACCAGAAGGAGCCAAAUACGGAAUUUGCAGAAUCAUACCACCCGAGAGCUGGAACCCUCCAUUUGCGGUAGAUACAGAGAGGUUUCAUUUUAAAACCCGUCGUCAGGAGUUAAAUUCAGUCGAGGGAGGUACCCGGGCGAAUCUGAAUUACCUCGAUCAGCUAGCGAAAUUCCAUAAGCAACACGGCACCAACCUCAACCGGUUCCCCAGCGUCGACAAGAGACCUCUCGAUCUAUACAAGCUGAAGAAAGCAGUCGAAGUUCGUGGUGGCUUCGAUCAGGUCUGCAAGCUGAAAAAAUGGGCCGAAAUUGGGCGCGAUUUAGGCUACAGCGGCAAGAUCAUGUCGUCGCUCUCGACGUCGCUGAAGAAUUCAUACCAACGGUGGCUUCAACCUUACGAAGAGUAUCUCCGUGUUGCCAAACCGGGCGUGCAGCAACAGCUUGAGGUCGAACAAGGAGGGCCCUAUACGCCGUCACCUAAUCGUUCGCCGGUAGCAAAGCGACCUAUGUCCGCUACUCCAUCAAAUGCGCGCCAGGAUUCUCCUGCCGUACGAGCUUCCAACAUCCUCAACGCAUCAAUUGAGACCGAUCAUGUGUCGGAACAGCAAGCCUCUGCAACGGAAAUUCCUGUUCGCCCGACGCCGGGUUUUACCGCUGUGAAUCGUCCAGGAGGGUUUACGCCUAUCAACCGUUCACCAUCAUUUGCUGCGGUGAAUCAUACUCCCCCGAUCAAACGAGAGAAUGAAAAUGGCACGUCCACUCCCAAAAGUAUCGCGCCAUAUCCGGGUAAGGAUAAGGCCGAAGCAAAGCAUACCCCGGUCACCAAUGGGCAUACGUCUCAUCCACUCAAACGUACCAUCAGCCAUGACAGCCUUGCCGCUGAUUCGCAAAGUGAUGAACUUGACGCUUCAGGCCGAAGAAGCAAGCGACUCCGAAAAGAUGGUGUACCCACAGUUGCUGGCUCUCACAUGAGUCUUCUUCGUCCCACCCCACCUAAAGGAAAAAUGAAGAGUGGCACACGUAAAACGGGCGAGAAAUGCGAGGCUUGUGGGAAGACAGACAACCCCGAGACCAUCUUCGUGUGUGACAGCUGCGAAAACGGCUACCACAAAUCUUGUCUCGAGAAUCCUCUAAAUGCCGAUCCUGAUUAUGAUUGGCACUGCCCGAAAUGUCUUGUCGGUACUGGCGAAUUCGGUUUCGAGGAAGGCGGAGUUUACUCCUUGAAGCAAUUUCAAGAAAAGGCCAAUGCGUUCAAAAAGAAUUACUUCGCUCCUCGCAUGCCUUUUGACCCCGUUUUGAACACGCAACGCCGUGAAACCGAGGACGACGUGGAGCGCGAGUUUUGGAGGCUGGUCGAGAGCCUGACGGAAACCGUGGAGGUUGAGUACGGGGCCGAUAUUCACUCGACAACCCACGGCAGUGGUUUCCCGACAGUUGAGAGGAACCCACUAGAUCCAUAUUCUCAAGAUCCCUGGAACUUGAAUGUGCUACCCUUCUACGGCGAUUCUCUAUUCAGGCAUAUCAAGUCUGACAUUUCAGGUAUGACUGUGCCAUGGGUCUACGUUGGGAUGUGCUUUUCCACUUUCUGCUGGCAUAAUGAAGACCACUACGCUUAUUCUGCGAAUUACCAACAUUUCGGUGCUACCAAGACUUGGUACGGUAUUCCUGGGAAGGAUGCUGAGGCCUUUGAAGCAGCGAUGCGGCAAGCCGUUCCGGAGCUCUUCGAAACACAACCCGACCUUCUGUUCCAGUUGGUGACUCUUCUUCCACCUGAUCAACUGAAGAAGGCUGGUGUAAAUGUCUAUGCGCUUGAUCAGAGAGCUGGCCAGUUUGUUAUUACCUUUCCCCAGGCGUACCAUGCCGGUUUCAAUCAUGGUUUCAACUUCAACGAGGCCGUUAACUUCGCUCCGACUGAUUGGGAACCGUUUGGUGCCCUCGGUGUUGAACGGUUGCAAGCAUUCAGAAGACAGCCGUGUUUUUCACAUGAUGAACUGCUAAUGACAGCUGCAGCUAGAGAUACAUCCAUCAAGACUGCCAAGUGGCUUGCACCGGCACUAGAACGUGCAGUUGGUCGCGAAGAGUCUGAUCGUGCCUCUUUCCUUGCCCGCCAUCGGGAAAUCGCUCGGCAUCAAUGUAAGUUUAACGGAAGUGACUGGUCCAAUGAUGCGGACUGUAAAUUGAAGUAUGUCGUGGACGAGGAGGAUCUCCCGGAAGAAGAGUACCAGUGUCAUUACUGCAAAGCUUAUGCAUAUCUUACCCAAUUCCGUUGUGACAAUACCGGCAAGACUAUCUGUUUGAUCCACGCCGACAUGUACGAAUGUUGUGACGAGCCUCUUGAACAGAGAAUGCUCGGUUCACACCACACCCUGCGAUAUCGAAUGACGGAUGAAUCAUUACGAAACCUGGUCCAAAAGAUACGAGACCGGGCUAGGAUACCCGAAGCAUGGACUGAGAAAUUGGACAAAAUACUGGAGGACGAAGCGAAACCUCAGUUGAAGGUCCUCCAUAGCCUCUUAAGCGAAGGUGAGAAGAUCCCUUAUCACUUGCCCGGCCUUCAAGACCUGGCGGCUUUUGUUCAGCGGUGCGACAAGUGGGUUGAAGAAGCCAACAACUACAUCACGCGAAAGCAACAGAACCGCAGGAAGAAUGAGAAAGCCUGGCGUAAAGGCACUUCGAAAGCCGCACAGCUUGAAGAACGCGAUCGUGAGCUUCGCAGAGUGGAAAACAUCCACGCUCUACUUUCAGAAGCUGAUAAACUGUCCUUCGACUGUCCACAGAUGGCGGCCCUGGAAGAGAAGACCCACGAAAUCGAGAAAUUCCGCCUGGAGGUCCAUCUCGCCCUUAACUCCAACAUACGAUCAGCCUCCGAGAUCGAAGAGUUGGUCGAAUCCAGUCGGAAUUUCAAUGUCGACUUGCCCGAGGUGGAAAAACUCGAAACUCUGCUUCAGCAAAUAAAGUGGAGAGAGCAGUCUCACGUAAAACGCGAGCAGCACCUCACACUCGACGAUGUCCAUCAAUUCAUUCAGCAAGGAGAGGAGUUAGGCCUUUCCGAGAAUGAUCCAGACCUGGUACAUUUCAAGGAACUUCGUCGUUCUGGUGACGCAUGGGAAGCCAAAGCCAAGGAGUUGAUUUCUGUGGAAGCUGUUCACUAUGUGCAGUUGGAAGCUUUGUCUGCUCAGGCGUCAAGGUUUCCUGUCUCUCCUGAGACUCUAGCCCAAGUCGAAGCCAUUUUGACCAAGCAGCGUGACGCUCAGAACCAUAUCCGAUCUCUUUACGAACGUUCCAAAGACCCGGACCUUCGCAAACGCCCUACCUACAAAGAAGUGCGAGAACUGAUGGAGUCGCUCGAGCAGCUCAAUAGUCGACCAAUCGGAGUGAUAGAUCUCGAACGCGAACAAAAACAUCACGAAGAUUGGAUGCGAAAGGGCAAAAAGCUAUUUGGAAAAGCCAAUGCGCCUUUACACAUUCUGAAGUCCUAUAUGGAGGUGGUUGAGAAAAAGAAUGCAGCCUGUUUUGAUCUAGAUGAUCGCUGUCGCCCACCUGUCGAACCUUCCUCACGUGACAACACUCCUGAUGGUCUUUUGGAGAAUCCAUCUGCAAGCUGGUUUGAGGCGAAGUCACGAAAGCGAGAUGUUUUUUGCAUAUGCAGAUUACCGGAAUCAGGAAUGAUGAUUGAAUGCGAGCUGUGUCAUGAAUGGUAUCACGGCAAGUGCCUGAAGAUUGCACGAGGCAAGGUCAAGGAGUUCGACAAAUACACAUGCCCAAUUUGUGAUUGGCGACGAAAAAUCCCUCGUGAUGCCGCGCGUCCCAAGCUGGAAGAUUUGCAAGAGUGGCAGGCGGAGAUUGCCAAUUUGCCCUUCCAACCGGACGAAGAGGAGGUUUUAAAUAGCAUCGUGAAACAAGCCACGCAAUUCCGGGAGUUUCUUCAGAGCUUCACCAACGCUGCAUGCACCACGAAUGAGGAGGUCCCAACUCUGAUCUUUUAUCUUCGCAAAAUUGAAGGGGCAGAAGUUUUACUCGCUUACGAGACGAACUUCUUCCGUCAAGAAAUUCACAAAUGGGCACCGGUGGCCCCUGAACCUCCCCCAAUUCUGGAGCAGUCCCUUUCAACACGGAAACCACGUCCCACGAAGAGUCAAAAGAUUAUGGCACAGCUAGGGGUAGACCGCGUUGAAGACCUCCCUGCGCACCUCAGACCCAAGACUAUCCAAGCCGGAAAGCGCAAGUCUAUGGAUGCUUCUCAGCCGGGUCGUACAUCGCAACCUGGAGGUAGCGGUACGACGGACUACAAAUCGGAUACCCCUGGAGAGAACGGAGCUGGCCUAGAGAACUCGUCUACACCGUUUUUUUCUGGCAGCUACGCCAAUCUUGGGCAGGAUUCCAGUCCAUCAUUCAGACUAUCGUCGACACCAGAGCCUGCUCCUGCCUUACUUCCUCAUGCUACUGGUCAUUCUACGACAUUCCCAUCGCGCUCAUCACCGCAAGGGUUGGACCAACCACUCUUUGGCGGGCCCUCUGUUUUUCGUGAUCCACAGGAAGGCGGCCCGGGGGUAGGCAUUGAUACUGGAAAUCCUUUCGGUAGCAGCCCACCUCGCCAAGAGAUGACCGACGUCUUUGCUGAUCUAACAAACGACGACCCGGAGACUGUCGAGCCGAUGGAAAACACUCACGCCAACGAAGCCCUGGAGGCUCUUGAUGUUAGCAACGGCAGUGAAAGACACGACUCGAACGCUGAAGGCGAUGGCAAUAUAUCCGGAUCCGGGGAUGACGUCGAGACCCGCGAUAGAGACGGCGAUGGCUUCUAAGAGUGUAUAAUAUCCACAAGAAGUCACCAAAAGCGGCAUUGAGACGUUUCGAAUUGCUUCAAGACGCGUUUGCUAUUUACGAAAUGGUAUCUACGAGAGUAUGUUUUUUUUUUUUUUUCUCGGUUGGUGUCGGGCGGAGAAAUUAGAAAUCUAUACCUGUGGCGUUCAAAAUUUCUUCCAGCAAAAGCUCUUUGCUGAUUGUCUUUUUCUGUCCUUCUCUUUAUGACAAUGUCUUGUUUGCUUGUACUGUUUCUUGUUAGAACUUUUUCUUGCUUGAUACAUCUUCCUUUCUUCACAUGACACUUGUCAUCAAAAGAUGGACAGAUGAUGUGUGUAUGAUUAUAGCAGAUCUACCAGAGAUA
This is a messenger RNA of Talaromyces stipitatus ATCC 10500, 5438 nucleotides long. Its product is annotated as PHD transcription factor (Rum1), putative. Gene Ontology annotation, molecular function: DNA binding; histone demethylase activity. The record is from RefSeq and is a predicted model, not a curated record. Gene Ontology annotation, cellular component: nucleus. The transcript is spliced from 6 exons. Bases 1 to 5076 code for a protein of 1691 amino acids. Gene Ontology annotation, biological process: chromatin remodeling. NCBI's taxonomy places the organism in Eukaryota, Fungi, Ascomycota, Eurotiomycetes, Eurotiales, Trichocomaceae.